Laccaria bicolor S238N-H82 is the source of this 2581-nucleotide messenger RNA. RefSeq lists its product as uncharacterized. The coding region runs from base 1 to 2487 and encodes 828 amino acids. The transcript is spliced from 16 exons. The record is from RefSeq and is a predicted model, not a curated record. Gene Ontology annotation, biological process: monoatomic anion transmembrane transport; polyphosphate metabolic process; phosphate ion transport. NCBI's taxonomy places the organism in Eukaryota, Fungi, Basidiomycota, Agaricomycetes, Agaricales, Hydnangiaceae. Gene Ontology annotation, molecular function: phosphate transmembrane transporter activity. Gene Ontology annotation, cellular component: membrane.
AUGAAGUUCAGUUCUUCAUUGAAAUUCAACGCCGUAUCGGAGUGGUGGGACGAAUAUAUCGCUUACGAGGCUUUGAAGAAGUGCAUCUAUCAAAUAGAGAAAAAACAGAUCGGCCACGAUCACCUCCCAACCCGCGACAUAGAGUCGAACGAAUACAGUUCUUUGUUAGGCCAGCAGGAUGUCACCAACACCGACAGUCUUUUCAUUCCGUUGUUGGACCAGGAGCUGAGAAAGGUCGUAUCGUUCUAUGAGAACCAGGAGGCUGAGCUGUUCGACGAGCUCAGGGACUUGGAGGAUGCCGUUGCCCACCAGGAGGAAGUGGGUUUGGAGGCAGGGGAGCGUUAUUUGGACCAUGACACUGAGGAGGAGGAUGACGAUAGCAUCGCGUCCCCCACGAUCCCCGACACUCCGCUGGCGCAAUCCCGUUUUCGAAAGUCCCUCUCAGCAAGUCGCACCCGUCGACGUGGUGCGUUUGAUUUGCCUAUCAUCUGUCAUCAAUGUGUUUCCAACGCCAGGUGGCAGCGGCACCUCUCCAAUUCUCCGUCGACAAAUUUCACUUCUUCAGCUCAUGAAGACGGUACCAUCUGGACUGCGAGAAGUGAUUAUGCUUACGACACGCGACUUCUUUUCAAGCGCAAGAUCACCACUACCUACAUCUCCUUCACUAGACUCAAGUCCUAUGUCGAGGUCAAUUACUCUGGCUUCCGCAAAAUCUUGAAAAAGUACGAUAAAGUCACUGAUUCAGAUCUCAAAGACAAGUACCUGCAUGACGCAGUCGAGACUGCGCUACCAUUUACUCAAGCAUCUAAAGACCACCUAAACGACGCUAUCAAUCGAUUAGUCGAGCUCUACGCCAAAUGUGUUACCCAGGGGGACAGAUCCACAGCUAGGGAGCAACUGCGUCUGCAUCAACGCGAGAACAUUGCCUGGGAACGCGACACUGUGUGGAGGCAGAUGAUCGGUCGCGAGAGGAGGGGUGAGGGCGAUCCGACGAUACCACCUGGUGCAACACUCAUUCAGGAGCCUGAGCCUUCGUUGGUAGACAUCCCGACUCCUGUUGGCAAGUUCAAGCUCAAGAAAAGGCACAUAUUUAUGGCCGUUGCUGUCGCUGUCUUCACCCUGCUCUUGAACAUUCAGACCGUGGAAGGCGUCGAAGCUAAUCGAUGCUUUGCGGUCCUUGUUUUCUGCACUAUUCUUUGGGCUACGGAGGCCAUCCCAUUAUUUGUCACGUCCAUGUGUGUUCCUUUGCUUUUAGUUCUUCUUAGAGUCAUCCGCGACGAAGAUGGUGUUCAGUUAUCGACGCCUGCUGCUACGAAAUAUGUUUUUUCCAUCAUGUUCUCACCAACGAUCAUGCUCCUAAUCGGAGGCUUUACCAUUUCAUCCGCCCUGAGCAAGACCAAUAUCGACCGAGUGCUGAUCACUCGCGUUCUCGCACUGGCCGGUACACGCCCCAGCACCGUUCUGCUUGCAUUCAUGGGCGUGUCGUGUUUCGCUAGCAUGUGGAUCAGCAAUGUUGCUGCCCCCACGCUGUGCUUCACCCUGAUACGGCCCAUCUUGCGGACACUUCCACCCAAGUCGGCGUUCGGACCGUGCCUGAUCUUGGCAAUCGCAUUAGCCGCAAACAUCGGUGGGCAGAGCUCGCCGAUAUCAUCACCGCAAAAUAUCAUUGCGCUGCAGGCGAUGGACCCAUCGCUCGACUGGGCGAAGUGGUUUGCUGUGGCUCUGCCCGUUUCGGCUGUAUCGAUCAUCCUCAUUUGGUGGCUGCUGCUGUGGUCGUAUCAGCCUGCUCGCUCGCCGGAUGGUGAAGGUGAUAUUGAGAUCAAGGCUAUUCGACCAACCAAGGAAGCGUUCACGAUCAAGCAGUGCUGGGUCACCUUUGUCUGUUUGUUGACUAUCGGCUUGUGGUGCGUCGAACAUCAGAUUGAGGCGUUCGUUGGCGAUAUGGGUGUUAUUGCCCUCAUCCCGAUCAUAGCUUUUUUCUCCACGGGUGUCCUGAAAAAGGAUGACUUUGAUUCAUUUAUGUGGACGAUUGUAUUCCUUGCUAUGGGUGGUAUCGCCUUGGGUAAGGGAGUCAUGUCUAGUGGCCUGCUACAAACUAUGGACAUGCUCAUCCGGGAUCUGGUGCACGGCUACUCGUUAUAUCAUGUCGUCCUGAUUCUCUCGCCCGUGGUUUUGGUCAUCUCAACGUUUAUCAGUCACACGAUAGCCAGCGUUCUCCUCGUCCCCAUUGCCAAGGAAGUAGGUUCAAAGCUUCCGGGAAAUCAUCAAAACCUCCUUAUUUUUAUCACCGCCUUGAUCUGUUCGGCGGGGAUGGGCAUGCCUGUUUCUGGAUUCCCUAACCAGACUGCCGCUACUCAAGAGGACGAACUCGGCGAGCUAUAUUUAUCAAAUGUCGACUUCUUGAAGAAUGGAGUUCCAGCAAGUAUCAUUGCGACGAUCAUUGUCGCAACCAUUGGCUUCCUGCUCAUGACGGCUAUUGGCCUAUGAUAUCAUAAUCAUCUAAGUCCUUGUAUCCAUUGCUCGCAUUUAUACAUCUAGCAUAUUGAAAUCAAUCGGGGGAUCUUGCCCUGUGUUAUCCUGC